This is a messenger RNA of Mytilinidion resinicola, 2377 nucleotides long. RefSeq names its product alcohol oxidase. The transcript is spliced from 3 exons. The record is from RefSeq and is a predicted model, not a curated record. Bases 326 to 2119 code for a protein of 597 amino acids. Gene Ontology annotation, molecular function: oxidoreductase activity, acting on CH-OH group of donors; flavin adenine dinucleotide binding. NCBI's taxonomy places the organism in Eukaryota, Fungi, Ascomycota, Dothideomycetes, Mytilinidiales, Mytilinidiaceae.
CACAUCCUCAGGGACGUAACAUUCAUAAGCUUAGGCACACGGAUAGCAUAUACCACUGCUCAAGUUCUAGCCUUCUCCAUUCAACACCACCGUAAGUAGGAGCUCAGCUAGCAAGUUGCCCAUCCGUCAAGAGGCAGUCCAAUUCCAACCGCAUCAACCUUUACGUCCGUCGAGGUGUAAAAUUCAUAAGCUUAAGCAGAAGGAUUAAAGAUACCACUGCUCAGACUCCAGUCUUGCCUGCCCAACACUAUCGUCAGGAGUACCCCAGCCAGCAAGUUACCGCCCCGUCAAAAGCCACUCCAAUCCACACCUUACCAUCCCCACCAUGCCCUCUCCCACCCCCAAGAAAUACUCCUUCAUCAUAAUCGGCGGCGGCACAGCCGGCCUCCCCCUCUCCGCCCUCCUCUCCGCCAACCCCCACCUUUCCAUCCUCGUCCUCGAAGCCGGCGCCCACCACCCCACCCCCACCUCCCCCCUCGUCGCCAUCCCGGGCCUCUACGGCCACUGCUUCGGCCAGCCCACGCAUGACUGGAGCUUCACCACCGUGCCGCAACGCGCCCUCCACCACACCGUGCACCGCUGGCCGCGCGGCAAGAUGCUCGGCGGCAGCAGCGGCAUCAACCUCAUGAUGCACUCGCAGUGCUCCGCGCGCGACCUGGACAACUGGGUCGCGCUCGGCAACCCGGGCUGGGCCUACGCCGACCUGCUGCCCUACUUCCAGCGCGCCGAGACGUACACCGCGCCCUCGGAGGGCUUGGCGCAGAAGCUGGGGUACGUGCCGGUGGAUGCGGGGCUCCGGGGCGGCGAGGGCCCCGUGCGGGGGAUGUGGCCGGUGCUGGGCGAGGCGAUGGGGUAUCCGAGUCCGAGGGAUUGUAGGGAGGGAACGAGUUUGGGGUUGUUUAAUCAGCCGCUGGGGGUGGGGGCGGAUGGGAGGAGGAGUUAUGCGGUGGGGUAUUGGGAGCCGGUGCGGGAGAGGGGAAAUUUGGAGGUUAGGACGGGGGCGUUGGUGGAGAAGAUUUUGUUUGGGAAGAGGAAGGAUGGGGAGGCGGUGACAGCGACGGGGGUGCAAUAUGUAUGUGAUGGGGAGAGGAUUACGGUCCAGGUUGAGGAGGGAGGGGAGGUGAUUGUGUCUGCUGGUGCUGUGCAGAGUCCGCAGAUUCUGGAGCUGUCAGGACUUGGGAAUAAGGAGAUGUUGGAGAAGUAUGGGAUUGAGCUGGUUGUGGAAUUAUCGGGUGUGGGGGAGAAUUUGAGGGAUCACGUUGUUGCGCCUUUUAGUUGGGAAGUCAAAGACGGAGUACCCACUAGCGAGGCAGCGGCAAAGCCAGAGGUGUUCGCGCAGCUAAUGGAGCUCUAUAAGAAGACGAAUGGAGGGCCAUUGGCGAAUACUGUGACCACAACUGGUUUCCUCCCAUAUCAUAGCCUAGCAACAACGUUGUCGACCACCGACAUCGAGGAGCACAUCAACGAGAUUUGCCCCGCGUCGAUGAGCCCUCUAGAUGACCUUGCGAAGCUUCAGCUUAUAGACGAGAACGAGGCAGCCGUACAAGUCCUCUUCGUAUCAAAAGGAGUAGACACCGCCAAAAUGAAUACCCCACGCACUGGAUGGGGCCACAAUUUCCCCGGAGCAUAUGGCACAAUCCUCGCUGCCACAACUCGGACGUUCUCUCGUGGAAGCAUCCACAUCAUGUCUGCAGAUCCAACAGAGCAUCCAGAGAUCGACCCAGCAUAUCUCUCACAUCCCUUAGACGUAGAUAUUCUCGCUCAAGCAAUCCUCCAUUUCCAGGAGAUGGCUAGAACGGACCCUCUGAGCGGGUUUCUCAAGAAAGAUGCCGAUGGUGCGAAUAUUCCGAUACCAGGAAUGACAGCACCAAAAAAUCUCGAGGAGGCCAAACAGCACGUGCACAAGCACGCAUUCACAGAGUACCACCCGAUUGGCACAUGCUCAAUGCUGCCAAAAGAGAGUGGAGGUGUUGUUGAUUCGGAUCUGAAGGUGUAUGGGACUACGAAUGUGCGGGUAUGCGAUGCUAGCAUCUUUCCAAUGCAUGUCCAGGGGAACAUACAGAGCCUGGUCUAUGCUGUUGCGGAGAAAACGGCUGAUUUCCUCCAAAGAAAGAAGUGAUACUAUGCACCUGAGUCUAGGCGUAUCAGGAGGUGCUUUAGCCUGGUUUUGGCGCAAAGUUAAAUACUCUGCCAGUAGCUCCAUCCUCCUAAGUUCUCGUGAUUCUGACUACUGUUCUUGUUGAUGUCGAUUCUGGCACAUCCUCCAGAUUGAUUCUUCGAAUUCGUGGUGUAGAUUGCGCAUCCUUCUCACCAUCUGCCACUGUUAGGCCUAGAUUCGUCAGCAGCCCCCUCUUGUCGGCUUCACGUCCCGUGGCCU